This is a messenger RNA of Durio zibethinus, 1488 nucleotides long. NCBI's taxonomy places the organism in Eukaryota, Viridiplantae, Streptophyta, Magnoliopsida, Malvales, Malvaceae. The record is from RefSeq and is a predicted model, not a curated record.
GUAGGUUCUGUUCUGGGUGUUCAGUAUGGGUUCCUUGUCUGGGAUCAUUCAACGUCCUCUAGUUGCAGCCGCUGCUGUUGCCGUGGCUUCUGUUUCUGCUGAUUUUUCUGUUAAACUUCCAUCUCCUUCAUCGGAUAUUUGUUCCACCUCAGAACAAAUUGAAACUUCCGUAUCUAAUUCUUUACCAGAAUCCAAGUCUUCAUUGGUAGGUCGUAUAUCAGCUUCCAAGCUUGCAAGCCUGUCUUUUGUUAGUGGAAUUCAAGUACCUCUACCUAGUGUUAACUUUCCGGUUCCAAAUUUGGGCCGGAAUUUUGUACCCAAUGUGCUGUGUUCUUCUAUUGCUUCAUCUCCGCUACUAGUUAAUUUAUAUCAGUCAGCAGAGUUAGGUAAAGCAUCAAAGCCUGCUGCAUUCAAAGAGAGUAUCCCUACCUCAACCCCUGACGUUUUGUACAGAUGGCAUUUGCCAGAGCCAACUUCAAUUGAUAUUUCUGGGACUUCUGAUUGUUCAUCAGAAAAGUCUCGUACGGUUGUUGUUUUGUUAGGGUGGUUGGGCUCUAAGCAGAAACAUCUCAAGAGAUAUGCAGAGUGGUAUACCUCGAGGGGAUAUCAUGCCAUUACCUUCACCCAUCCGAUGAUUGACAUUAUCAGUUACCAAGCUGGUGGGAAAGCUGAGCAGAACAUAGACAUGCUUGUUAAUCACUUGGCUGAUUGGUUGGAAGAGGAGCAUGGGAAAAACCUGGUUUUUCACACUUUUAGCAAUACUGGAUGGUUAACAUAUGGAGCUAUUCUUGAGAAGUUUCAGAAGAAAGAUCCUUCUUUAAUGGGAAGGAUCAGAGGUUGCAUUGUGGAUUCAGCCCCUGUUGCAGCCCCCGACCCUCAGGUAAAUGAUGCUUAAAGGUUCUCUCGCGUUCUGAAGAACACAUACUUUGCAACAAAAGGAUUUGCAAGCUCAAGUGAAUCAGAUAUGGGGGCAUUAGUUGGCAAAAGAGAAGUCUCAGAACCCAAGCCUGCAGUAACUGAAGCUGCUUUGCUAUUAGUCCUGGAGAAGUUCUUUGGGUUGGUUUUAAAUCUUCCUGGUGUUAACAGGAGGCUUUCUGAUGUAUUAGGCUUGCUUUCAUCCGGACAACCUACCUGCCCACAGUUAUAUAUUUAUAGCUCUGCAGAUAGAAUCAUCCCUGCUGAUUCAGUGGAAUCAUUUAUAGAGAAGCAAAGGAGAUGUGGGCGUGAGGUUCGGGCGUGCAACUUUAUCUCCACACCACAUGUUGAUCAUUUUAGAAAUGACCCAAAACUGUAUACAAGUCAGCUCAGCCAGUUUUUGGAGGACUGUGUGCUUACUUCUUGUUGUAAACAUUCUUGAUUAAGUACAUUGAAGCACUUAACAAAAUUCUUCUUUCUUUUUUUUCUUUCCAAAAAUGAAAACGACGGUUAUAUAUAGUCACUAUGCCUGUAGUCAAAAAGAGGUUAUUGAAAUCAAUUGGUUAAGAUCCA